GCGAUUGCUCUGUUUCCAUUGAGAACUGCAUGGAAUCCUGAAUCAAAAUACAAAAUGUUAUGGGGAGAUUUAUGAAACAUUUUAGCUGUUGGCUGAAUCGAGACUUUCCAUCGAAACCCUAGAUUGCACAGCCUUUCCUAAGUUGUUUUGCAGAGGUUUGUUGAGUUGGCGAGACUAGAGAGAGAAAUAUAAAUGGAGAAAAAGGGGAAAAAGAAGGUGCUAAAAGACAUGGCAGAUGCUGUUAAUGAGGAUGAUGAUUCGUGUUGGUGGUUUGUUCACAAAGGAAUUGAAUCCUCUUUCCUGUGUAUUGCUGUGUUUGGGUUGUUAGUUCGAGCAACUGUGUCACUCCAUCCAUACUCUGGUGCUGGCAAUCCGCCCAAGUUUGGUGACUAUGAGGCACAGCGGCAUUGGAUGGAAAUCACAAUCAAUCUUCCAGUUAAGGAGUGGUAUCGCAACAGCACCAACAAUGAUCUCAAAUACUGGGGACUUGACUACCCUCCCCUCACUGCCUACCAGAGUUAUAUUCAUGGCAUUUUUCUGAGAUACUUCGAACCUGAUUCUGUUGCUCUUUUUACUUCCCGUGGUUAUGAGUCCUAUCUUGGGAAACAGCUCAUGAGAUGGACAGUCUUAUCCUCUGAUGCCCUGAUUUUUUUCCCUGCUGUUCUUUAUUUUGUUCUUGUGUAUUAUCGGAAUCACUCCAGCAGACGUAAAAGUGAUGUUGCAUGGCACAUUGCAAUGAUUCUAAUCAAUCCAUGUUUGAUCUUAGUUGACCAUGGCCAUUUUCAGUAUAACUGUAUCAGCUUGGGCCUUACUGUAGGAGCCAUAGCUGCUGUUCUCUCUCACAAGGACCUUGUAGCUUCUGUCCUCUUCUGUCUUUCUCUCAACCAUAAACAGAUGAGUGCCUAUUUCGCACCUGCUUUUUUCAGCCAUCUCCUAGGUAAAUGCCUAAAGCAUAAGAAUCCUGUGCUUGAGGUUUCGAAGCUUGGAUUGGUGGUCUUAGGAACGUUCACAAUUAUUUGGUGGCCAUAUCUUAACUCAAGAGAUACAGUUAUGGAGGUUCUCUUCCGCCUAGCUCCUUUUGAGAGAGGGAUAUACGAGGAUUAUGUGGCUAACUUUUGGUGCACCACGUCGAUUCUCAUUAAGUGGAAGAGAUUAUUUACAACACAGUCACUGAAGUUUGUCAGCUUACUUGCCACUGUAUUAACCUUUCUACCUUCAAUGGUACAGCAAAUAAUGGCUCCCAGCAGAAAAGGAUUCCUUUAUGCACUGGUUAAUAGUUCUUUCUCUUUCUACUUAUUUUCAUUCCAAGUGCAUGAGAAGUCUAUUCUGCUACCACUUCUUCCUGCAAGCCUACUAGCUACAGAAUUGCGUGGGCCAUUCGAGUUGUUAAUGCAUUAUGCAUUGUUUUCGAUGUUUCCUCUUCUGUGUCGGGACAAAUUGAUUGUACCUUAUGUGGCUCUUUAUGCUCUCUUCUUUCUUCUUUACUUUACACCCAGUGGAAGAAAAGAUGCCAAGAUUCAUAAUUCCACCACCCUUACCUGCCUCUCAAUUUUGUUGACCUUCCUAUAUCUGUGCUCUCUUCUUCUUCACAUACUUUACUUGAUCAUUCAUCCACCAAAGAAGUAUCCUUUCCUUUUUGAAGCAAUGAUUAUGCUUCUCUGCUUUUCUCACUUCAUAUUGUUUGUUUCUUACACCAAUGCACAGCAAUGGAUGUUGUCAAGACCGUAUACAUUGAAGGAUAAAGAAAAGAAACUGAAUUGACCUUUUAACUCUGGGUAUUAGUUUUGUGUAAUUGAUAUUAACAUUUUGUUUGGUGGGAACAUUUAUCUGGAGGUGGCAAAUUCUUAUGUGAGCAUUUGUUGGGUGACAAACUUUUUUCCUUUUAGGAUGUUUGUAUUUUUCUAUUUUAACACACCACAGUGAAUUGCCUGCAUGAUUUA
Messenger RNA from Manihot esculenta (cassava), 1940 nucleotides. Its product is annotated as probable dolichyl pyrophosphate Man9GlcNAc2 alpha-1,3-glucosyltransferase. The record is from RefSeq and is a predicted model, not a curated record. The transcript is spliced from 8 exons. Gene Ontology annotation, cellular component: endoplasmic reticulum membrane. Gene Ontology annotation, molecular function: dolichyl pyrophosphate Man9GlcNAc2 alpha-1,3-glucosyltransferase activity. Gene Ontology annotation, biological process: protein N-linked glycosylation. Lineage: Eukaryota; Viridiplantae; Streptophyta; Magnoliopsida; Malpighiales; Euphorbiaceae. The coding region runs from base 193 to 1761 and encodes 522 amino acids.